This is a messenger RNA of Spodoptera frugiperda (fall armyworm), 1455 nucleotides long. RefSeq lists its product as uncharacterized. Lineage: Eukaryota; Metazoa; Arthropoda; Insecta; Lepidoptera; Noctuidae. Bases 445 to 1089 code for a protein of 214 amino acids. The record is from RefSeq and is a predicted model, not a curated record. The transcript has 3 exons.
UCGAAUUGACCGAUCCCUCAGGAAGUCUGCAAUCCAUCUGCACAGAUCAGCGGGAAGUCCAUAUGCAGGAAGCUUGCCGAUAAGGCUGUCGUGCCACACCCUAUCAAAGGCCUUAGAUUAAAAUACUGAAAGUUGGAUUUUCCUGCGUAGCCAUCUUAUUUCAAUUUUUUUUUAAUAUCAUUAUGCCAUUUGUUGGUAUUAUUUGUUCAGAGUUCAACCUAACUAAAUAUUGAGAAACGCAGUGAAAAUUCUAUUAAUAAAAAAACAAUUACGGCAUUUCAAAGGUUUAAGGAAUGGUUGUCCCUAACUCAUUAAGUAAACAUUCCCUACGGGGUCUUAUCUCGUCUAAGAUAAUAAUGUACUUAGGAGAGGUUCGUAUAUAAAGGUGGGCCAGGACAAUUCAAACAUUUAUUCCCGUUAAGGACAUCCGUACUAACUGUCGCCAUGCGCGUUUCGAAGGUCUUCACCGUGUUUUUUAUCUUGUGUUCAGUACAGUGUUGCAUAUGCAAACCAACCAUACAAAAUGACUUAACCGAGGGGCGCGGUAUCUUGACCUCUAUAUGGGAUUGGAUUAAAUAUCCGUUUUAUUGGUGGAGCUCAGGAGAAGCAGAUCAGCCUGUAACUGAAAAGCUUCUAGGGUCUACAACGUUAGACCCCAACGGAGUUGUAGACAUCAGGAGUCACAAUGUGACUAUUUGGUGCAAUGACCAAACUUGUACAACAAUGAAGUGCGAUCAGUGGCAAUGUAAGAACAUUACUUGUAACAUUUACGAUACAGAUUUCCGAGGAGAAUGCAGGGAGUAUAAUAUCAUAACAGAGUCUGAACCUACGGUGACGCAGACACCAGAGACUACGACAAAAGUUGACGUUCCGAUUAAAAGCACCACGGAAAAGCUUGAAAUACGAGUACCUGCUAGCGUAACCGAAGCUAUUAUUGUGGAAAAUGAAACUGACAAAGUUUUAACAACUGUGGAGCAACCUCUAGAAUUAGAAGCAGUAAUGUCGUCUACCGUUGACAAGGUAGCUCCGGAGAAUGUUUCAAAAGAAAAGGUUGAACCAGCAAAUGAUUCAAGGCAAAACCUUAACUGAAGAUGACUCCCUGCACCAGUUUUCCUUACACAACUUUAAAGUUCCUGUACCAAAGUUAACUGAAGCUUGUCUGCCAUUUAUCAUAACAAAAAAAAUGGAAUGCGAUUAUUACAACCGUAAAGCGGAAAGGUGUAGUAAGUGUAAUCCUACGAGACCUCCUUAUCUCUGAGUCAUUUCUAGAUAACGAAACGUUUAAACUUUGUUAAAUUCUUUUAGAUUAUAUUUGUGUUAACUAAGAUCUAUUAGAUAAUGGUUUAGAAUUGUAAAGUCACUGACUAACAUAAUAUUUUUUCGUAUUUUGUAUUGACUAAGAAAAUGUCAUGGCGUAAAUUAAAUCAUCUUUAAUAAAUGGUAAUUAAGUUUUGA